Messenger RNA from Emiliania huxleyi CCMP1516, 561 nucleotides. RefSeq lists its product as hypothetical. The coding region runs from base 1 to 561 and encodes 186 amino acids. The record is from RefSeq and is a predicted model, not a curated record. The transcript has a single exon. NCBI's taxonomy places the organism in Eukaryota, Haptophyta, Isochrysidales, Noelaerhabdaceae.
AUGCUGCUGGCCUUCUCCUCCUCGCGUCGAUCCGCCCUGACGGGCGCGGGUGCGUGCGCGCUGCUGCCGAUCGCGGCGCGAGCUGAUCUCCCGAUCGCGACCUACUGCAUCCCGGGUGUGACGGCGGAGCGCUGCCGCGGCGUGUUCUGGGAGACCGGAAAGCUUUAUCGCAAGCAGGGCGCCGAAUCGGUCGUGGUGUCGGAAGGCGAUUACCGCGCUGCGGUGGCGUCACUCUCUGGCCUGCAAAAUACGCUCGCCGGGCUGCGCACGCAGCGGAGCGCAAAGGAUCUGAGCGCGGCGGCGGCCGAGGCGCGCGCGACGCUGCGCCGAACGGGCGGUUGGCUGUGCACAGCGCUGGACGAGGAGCGCCGGUACGACUCCGAGUUUCAGCUGAAUGAAGCAUUGGCGGCGCUCGAUGAGGUUGACCGCGCCGGGCUGGCAGGCGACGAGGCGGGGCUCGCGCCAGGCUUUGGGCAGACCUCGCUGCUAUACGAGCGCGCGCUGAAGAGCUUGGACGCCUUCCUUGCCGGCCUCCCCGAGCUGCCGACUGCAGUCCUGUGA